This is a messenger RNA of Pseudonaja textilis, 2812 nucleotides long. RefSeq names its product mesenchyme homeobox 2 (gene MEOX2). Gene Ontology annotation, molecular function: DNA-binding transcription factor activity, RNA polymerase II-specific; RNA polymerase II cis-regulatory region sequence-specific DNA binding. Gene Ontology annotation, biological process: somite development; positive regulation of transcription by RNA polymerase II. Gene Ontology annotation, cellular component: nucleus. Lineage: Eukaryota; Metazoa; Chordata; Lepidosauria; Squamata; Elapidae. The record is from RefSeq and is a predicted model, not a curated record.
ACCUCUGUUCCGCCGCCUGCGAGCCCCGAGCGGCCGCUUCUUGAAACACCCGAGCGAAGCCAAGGCCGGGAUUGGUAGCCAAGCGCAGGAGAUCUGGAUUACACCCGAGCGACGCGGCGCGCAGCCACCGGCCUUAGAGGUGGCUGGGAGGAGAGGGGAGGACCGAGUCGCUCCUUAUCCUCCGGCGGGCGUUCGCUGGCAGUGGGGUGGCCGUUCGGAGCCCUGCCGCAUGCCAUGGAUCACACUCUUUUCGGCUGCCUACGCAGUCCUCACCAUCCCCCUGGCCAGGGCUUGCACCCAUUCUCACAGUCUGCGCUUGCCCUGCACGGCCGCUCCGAUCACAUGUCCUACCCGGAGCUCUCCGCGUCCUCCUCCUCUUGCAUCAUAGCGGGAUACCCCAACGAGGAGGGCAUGUUCGGCAGCCAGCAUCACAGGGGCCACCACCACCACCACCACCACCACCACCAUCACCAGCAGCAGCAGCAGCAGCAGCACCAGCAAUCGCUACAGACAAACUGGCACAUCCCGCAGAUGGCUUCCCCGCCACCGCCUCCACCGCCUCCCCAGUCCGCCUCCUCCAGACACAGCCUGUGCCUUCAGCCCGACUCGGCUGGACCCCCGGAGCUAGCCAGUAGUCCCCCAGGACUGUGCUCGAAUUCAUCAAGUUUGGGGACCGGCACCCCGACAGGAGCAGCGUGCGCUCCGGGAGAUUACGGCAGGCAAGCGCUGUCCCCGGUGGAGACGGAGAAAAGAAUGGGCAAGCGGAAAAGCGACAGCUCAGAUUCUCAAGACGGAAAUUAUAAAUCUGAGGUCAAUAGCAAACCAAGAAAAGAAAGAACAGCUUUCACCAAAGAGCAAAUCAGAGAGUUAGAAGCAGAGUUUGCCCAUCAUAACUACCUCACCAGGCUGCGAAGAUAUGAAAUAGCUGUGAACCUGGAUCUCACUGAAAGACAGGUAAAAGUUUGGUUCCAGAACAGACGGAUGAAAUGGAAACGGGUAAAAGGAGGGCAACAGGGAGCUGCAGCCCGAGAGAAAGAAUUGGUAAACGUGAAAAAAGGCACUCUGCUCCCUUCAGAACUUUCUGGCAUUGGUGCUGCCAGUCUCCAACAUACAGGGGACUCCCUGGCAAAUGACGACAGCCACGACAGUGAUCAUAGCUCUGAGCAUGCUCACUUAUGAUAAGGCAGGAAGGAUUCCUAGCUCUGUUCUCAGGAAAGCCAUGUUUAACACAGCGAGCUUAUGUGGACAUUGAUGUAUGCAAGUGACUGACUUUCUGACAAUCAAAACGAAAGUAACUUAGGAUUUACUAUUUCUGCUACUCUUGAACUAUUAUUAUUAUUUGUGCUUAGAUUCAGUAAGUGCCAUGCCUCCCAUGUGCCUUGUGAGUAGAAGCAGGAGAUACAUUUGCUUUUCAACAUUCCAGAUUCACUUGUCUUUUCAGUGACAAUGGAGCAGAUAUUGUUGUUUUAGCUUGCAUCAAAUGACAUUGCUUUCCACACAGUGUCAACAGAAACACUGUCUCAAGAGGAUAAGAAUUGUAUUUUAACUCUGUAUAUAUCUACUUCUCAGCAUUUUUACUUUUCAAUCAUUAGCAGUGCAUUCAUAUUAGCUGGCCGCAAUAGUCACCCAUGAGAAUAAAUGGCUUUUUUAAAUCUAUUUUUUUUUGUUUUGUGUUUCAGAGUUAUAGAAUACAUGCAGACAUUUGCAUUCACAUAACAAGUAGUAUAAAUGAGUCUACUAGUUGAAACUGUUAUACCACAGACAAAACAAAUUUUAUGUUGCAUUUACUAUCAACUGCUGCUAAUAGGAAAUUAUUAAACCUUGUUCCUCAAAUCUUACUUUCUAACAGCAAAGGUAUUUUUUUGAAAGAAGAAUCAUGCCUGUUAUGAAAAGAAUCUGAAUCAUGAUUUAUAAUUAGAAUUUAUUACGACAAUAAUAUAACAGGCAUAUGAUUCUUAUACCUGGAUAUAAUUCAGAGUAGUACCAGCUACAUCUAAUAAAGCUGCUUCAAAAUGAAUUGUGAACAGUAUUUUCUUACAAAUGGGAAAGUUGUUACCUUCCAUUAUUUUGUGUUAGUAAUCAGGUAUUAAUUUUCCAAUAUUAAGUAUUCAAAUUAAUAAGGCAAAGUUCUCUGUGUAAUGAUCAAGUUUUAUUAAAUAUGUUUGUGCAUAAAACACAAAAAUAAGGAUAUUUUCUCCCCUCUUUUAAGCUUUUGUGUAUAUACAAUGAAAUAGGAACAAUCCACAAUUUUAAACAAAACAUUGAUUGUACUUUGUAAAGGAAAUGUUUAAUAAAUGUUCCUUUUGAAUAAGACUUGUUCUUCUUUAGAUUUUUAUGGACAACUCAAAAUAUUAGAACCAUAAUAUUCUCUAUGGUACUUGUGUUUGCAUUGUACUAAUGGGGUACUUCAUAUUGGAUAAAGCUUUUACCUUGAUACAGUGGGGAAAUUCUUUCCUCUAAUAGGAAAAAGCAAUCCAAAGGAAGCCUUUCGCCAAGAACAACAUGGACUAUGCUAAACUAUUUUCGCAGGUUUCAGACAACUAAGAAAUGGAUAUUUUUCUUUUACUUGCUUUCUGGAAAUGAAAGGAGGGAAAUGACAACUUUAAAAUGUAGUGUAAAUUAACUAAUCAUAUAUUAUGAUCACAAAUAUUUGAAAAGACAUAAGCCACCCAGCAUUUUUAAAGAAAAUAAAUUUUAAUAAAUAAAUAUUAAAUGCAAUUUAACACUAAUAAUAAUGUAAUAUGUCAUCUCAUCAUAAAACUUGCCAGAAAAAUAAUUUGGGAUUCCAACUUUACCUGGGGUUGCACAAUAA